Liolophura sinensis is the source of this 7372-nucleotide messenger RNA. Its product is annotated as FERM domain-containing protein 4B-like. The record is from RefSeq and is a predicted model, not a curated record. Gene Ontology annotation, biological process: establishment of epithelial cell polarity. Lineage: Eukaryota; Metazoa; Mollusca; Polyplacophora; Chitonida; Chitonidae. Gene Ontology annotation, cellular component: adherens junction; bicellular tight junction; cytoskeleton.
CUUCCAAGUGAAAGAUAUGGCGGAUGCGAGUCUUUGGGUAUUAGGUUAGAUAAAAAGGAAACAAUGAUCAAGUCAGCGGGAAAAGGUGUUAUAUCUGAUCAAAAUCUGCCGAAAUGACAAGAUGAGCGAAGGGAGGAAGACACAGAUAAUACUUUUAGAAUGGGAAGACCACAAAUUGGAAAUCCUUGUGCAGCCAAAACUGUUGGCCAAGGAAUUACUUGACCUGGUGGCGUCACACUUCAGCCUGAAAGAGAAGGAAUAUUUUGGGUUAGCUUUCAUCAUUGACACAGGGCAUUACAACUGGUUGGACUUGGAUAAAAGAGUACUUGAACAUGAGUUUCCUUCAAAAGUUGGACUCCUGACUCUGUACUUUGCUGUCAGGUUCUAUGUGGAAAGCAUUAACCAGCUGCGGGACAGCUCGACAAUAGAGGCAUUUUACCUCAAUGCCAGACAUUUGGUUUACAAGGGUCAGUUGGAAUGUGACAGCGAGACAGCAUUUGAACUGGCUGCUCACGCAUUACAAGCUACACAUGGUGAUUUCAUCAGUGAUACUAAAACAAAAGCUGACCUCAAGAAGUUACCUGUGUUGCCUACAAGUGCAUUAAAGGAGCAUCCAUCUCUGGAGUAUUGGAGAAAGCGGUGGUUUGUUGGUAACUGGAUAAAGUGGUGGUUUGUAGGAGAAAGUGGUGGUUUGUUGUUCUUCAGCUGGAGACAACUGGAAAACUUGUUUUACAGAGAUACUAUCAAGAAGUUUUCAAUAGAAGUUAAUGAUCCAAAACGUAUUGUUCACACGCUGAGCAGUUUCAACCUGUAUGAAGACGCAAUACGAGAACCAAUCGAGGAGUUUGACGAUUUGUCAGACGCCAUUUCAGAUCCUACCACUCAAGUGUCUGUAAGCAGGAGGACAUUUGGGCCAGGAAAUGUUGCAGUACACUCUUGGUUUGCUUCAUCUCCACAACUGACAAAGUCAAUAUGGUUUAUGGCAGUGAAACAGCACCAGUUUUACCUGGACAGAAAACACAGCAAGUCCCAGCUCCCAUCCGGUCGCAGCAUGAGCGAGAUAGCAGCAGAGUUAUCCCACAGCAAUGCCUCUCUCUCUAGCUCUGCAACCUCAGACAUGAGCCGCAGUGAGAGCUCCCACAGCAUACCCAGUCUCUCCACCUCCAGGUUUGAUGUGAAUCUUGACCAGUCAGAAACCACUCGAGAGGCACAGAGAGAGAUGUAUUCUGCACUUCAGCAACGUAAGGAGGCUUUAGAAGAGACAAUGAGAAAAAAACUUGAAGAGCUUAAGCAGCUAUGUCUCAAGGAAGGGGAGUUGACAGGAAAGCUGCCGUCUGAAUAUCCUGCUACCCCAGGGGAAAACCCUCCACUUAUUCGCCGGCGAAUAGGAACAGCUUUCUCCCUCAAUGCUAGAACAGUGUCGCAGAAUAAUAGUGACACCAGCAAUGAGUUGUCUCAGCUGGAGCUGGAGUAUGACCUGCAGUGCAAGAUCAACAAGGCAGCUCACAUACUGGCCAAGGACAAAAGUGUCAGCAAAGCAGCCAGAAAACAGAGGCUCCAGUCCUACCAGAAAUCUACUCAAAAGUUGAAAGAGAUGGAGAAGAAACUGAAUGAAUUACGUCGGUUAGCAGGCCGUGGUGCUCUCAAGUCUCCUAGCCAAUCUCAGGCCAAUAUAUCCUCAGGUCAGUCAGAUAACCGAAGUGAGGGAAGCUUGUGCCCCACAGACAGUGCCAGUGAUCUUCAGUCCAUAGCUUCAUCGGUGUCCGACACAGUCUCUCCUGAGGAAUCCCCUUCUGUUGGCAGGACCACAUGGGGACAGAAACAGGUUGGAUCUCUACAUAUAGAAGAUAUCUCAUUGUCUGAACCAGAUCAUAUCAAUAGACAGGGAACUUCUGACCUGAGGAAUUCUCAAAGUUCUGAAAUUUUACCCCUCUCCAGGAAACGGGCAAGGGGGUUCAAGACAGGUUAUGUGACAAGUCAGGUGUACUCCACACAGACCCAGUAUCGGGCCCAGCGGUUCCCAACACUUAGUGGCCGGAGUCGGUCAGACUAUGACAGUUUCCAGGGAUCACCUCAGCAUCAUCAUCCUCCUCCUCAUCCCCAUUACGGUGGCAGCCAUUCAGGGCCUAUCAGUCCCAUCAGUUCUGUGUCAAACAGUAAUUUAUAUAAUGUGAACACCCGGCGGACAUCUCAGUAUGACAGCACUGAUGAACUUCAGACUCCCACAAAUUAUGAUAGUUACAAGGACUCACCUGUGUAUAGUCCGGACAUGACAAGAGAGAGUAAAUUCAAGCUGCCGGUAAAGCACGGGAGUUUAGAAAGUGGCUUACGGCAGAAGAGCACUCCGCCGGGUCUCUCAUCUGCGAUAUACAUGUACGGUAGCCUGGACAGGCGGGAGCGUGAGCGAGAAAAAGGGGAAAGUCAAGCGGAUCGUGGAUACCCCAGCGAGUUUUGCCCCACAGACGUGCCUGAUGAUACAGGGGACAUAAUGAGGGGUUACCCUCAGGACUAUUGCCCCACGGAGUCACCCAGCUACAGAAAGCCUGGGUCUCCUGCGCUAGUGUUUGAGUACCCAACACCUAGGAAUAGUACAUCAGAUUCUGGGAGUCAGGGACAGCCUGUGAGCAGGAACAACUCAGAUAGCUGGAAAUCCUCUCCCUACCCUGCUUCCCUGCACGCAGUCGCAGGUUACACAUUCAGAGUCGCCCAGCCUUCACCCACUCCUCACGAUAGCCGAAUAGUGACCGUGAACAAAAUGAAGCCCCACACUGAGGUGUCCAAGCCAUAUGAAACGUCAGACUUUUAUAAAUACAGCGAGAAACUGCGGCGGCAGAGGAUGGUGGAGCAGUACAAGCAGAUGUUGAUAGGCAGCGAAAGUGUGUCCUUAGCAAGUACCUCUUCUCAACACUCCUCUGACAGUGAUCAUUCCUCUUACUUGGGUGUGCCCGUUCCACAGGGCCAUCCACCCAGUGACCACGGUCUGCACCCUCGUCGCCCUACAUGUCGGCGACGUCGUCUCCAUACCCACGCCCUUCCUCUCCCUGCCCUUACCCACACUCCAUGGGUGGGCGGACCUCCUUAUCAACACAUGCGAGCCAAGACUCAAAGUACUCCAUUGGGGGGUCAUGUGCAGUAUUCAUAUCAGUCCCCAGUGGGAACCCCAAACAUGUACAAAUCAUCUCCUCACGGUCAAUCCACCCCGGUACAGUUACUGAGACAAUCACCACUACCAGCCUCCUAAAGCUAUGGCUUGUCAACCUGUAGGCCUGGAGAGCCAGGGGAAAUCACUGGGGAGCCCCCAUCCAAGGUCUGAUGACUGUGAGCAUGUUGACAAUCACUUCCAACCUGGCGGUCGUUUUAAGUCCCCAGAGAGCAGUUUUCACCUGGAUGCAGGUGAAUCGUUAGCGGAGGCCUUCAGCGAGGAGAUGUUAAAAUGGUAUGCAGACCAGGAUGGAAACAAGAAAUCUGCAACACUUGUGUAACUAUACUCAUCAUGGGCUUCAGUGUGUGAGAAUGUGGACUGACAAGAUGUACACUGCUUUCCAGACUGCCAACCAAGUGCUAAGAUAAAUCCCACUACGUGUAUUUAAGAAUAUACCGCUGAAUCUCGUAUUGAUAAUGGUGCUGUUCUAUAUUUACUGCAAUUUUUCAGACUAUAUGGUACCAAAUUCAUCAAAUGUGGUAACUUGGAUCAUUCCAUUUUUAUGCAUAUUCCAAGGGAGUUGUGUUCUUAGAGUGUGAUUCUUGGCAUGUUUAGAACAGAUUUUGUUCACAUUUGUAGAGUAAUAUAUAAGUAUGUAUGUUUAUCACCUUGUGAAACAGUUUGUCAAGUAUCAUUGUGCUACCUGUAUUCAUCUUGACUCAUUAGGCAGCAGUUUGUAAGUGGCCUUCUCUACCUUUUGAUUGUUCAUUUAUUUUUUUUUUUUUAAAAAAAGCUAAUAAAAUGUAUAUAAGAAGCCAGGAGGCAUUUUAUGUGACAAAAAUUACAGUAAUUAUUUUCUCUGCACUUGAUUUGGGAGAUUUUUUAUUUUUAUUUUGCCUUAAUGUACACACAGCCAUAAAUAUAUGCAUUUUCAACCAGCUGUAAGCAAUUUGGAAACAUUUUCCUGCAAUACUGGAGUAAAUAUACCCAAAGUAAACCUGCUGGGAAUUGAUUUAUUUUAAUCAAACAUAUUGAAAUACUAUUUUAAUACAAUUUUAUCUGGCGUUAUAAAGAGGCAUUCUGUUGUUAAUGCUACAGUGCAGUGCUACAAUGGCAACACCACCAGUUUGGAAGUUUGCUUCCUUUUUUUGUUGGCAUCACCAUGCCUGUUUAUAUUAAAGUCAAAUUUUAGGAAGGUCUUAUGAUCCCCUUGAUAUCUGGCGGUGAAACAAUUGCAUCAAGGAUGUACUGAUUAAAUAUAUUCCACUUUAGAUUCAGUCUGCAUUUCUUACAGAAAUACAUGUGUCAUGAUGACUUGUGCAAUCACCUAAUAUACCUGUUGGUCAUUAGUCUGGUGACGUCUUUGUUAUGAGCCAACUUACAUUAAAAUCAUGUUAAUGGAAACUCUGAUUAAGUCAUAACGUCUGUGAUGAAGAUUAUGAUGAAGUGAUGAUACUUUGUAAAGAAUGACCUUGGUGUGUAGAGUUCUUGGAAAAUAAGUAGAACUGUAUACCUUUCCAAAAUUACUCAUGAAUUAUUAUACAUGUGUUAUGGUAAUUAAGUUAUUUCCUUCAUGGAGAAUGUUUCCUUCACUCAUGACUGUUGGAACAAAUAAUUGCUUACCAGUCACUUUUUCCCCAUGUAAUUGUGAUAGUUAGAUGUGAAAACCAGUGGUUAAUGUUAAUUUUCAGGUGGAAGAAAAUGAUGGGAUCGGCCUGUAUUUUAAUAGUGUCCUGUAAAUUUAGUCGACUGGUCCUUGGAAAUAAUUUUAAAAUAUCUUUCUUUGAAGUAAGGUCAUGUAAUUAGGUAUUUCUUAUCCUUAUUUUGGCCAGGGAAGUGAGACCUCUCAAUAAAGGAUAUCAAUGAUGACGCAAAAGAGUUCCAUUUAAAACUGUGUCUUAUGUGUGCCUCUAAGGGUUGUCUGUUGUCAUCUUCCUUAUUUCCAAGUUGAUAAAGGUUUAAACCCACGUAAGCCUAAUGGGAGCCUCUCACAAGUAAAAAUGGCUGAGAGGGAUCCAUGCUUUCUUACUCCUCUAAAUAUAUUCUCAUCUGGCUGUAUAUGGUCCGUUAGUUUUAAGCCCUACAAAUAACAAGAGUAACAUUUUGUACAAAUUUAUUUGGUUAUCAUUCCGAUGAGUGAAAUUAGUUUUUUAAAUCUUCCUUUUCUUUUGUCCCUGAUGUGAGAUUGUGAUUUAUGCAUUUUUACAAUUAAAUGAUUUGACAAAUAUAUCAGCACAAAGUAGUUUUAGUAUGAUUACACAACAGUGAAAAUUAAUAAAUUUAAAACUUUUGCCAAUUAUAGCCAAGGAUUUUAACUUUUAAUUUGUAGAUAUGGACAAAUGCUCUCUUUUUUUCUACUUUCUGUAAAGUUUUAAGUGUCAAUCUCCUUGGUGUCCAUCCUUAAGGUGGGAAUUUCAAGGGGAUUAUGUUAAUACAAACUGUUGUGUGUGAUCUCCUAGUUUGACAUCAGUAGGAGGGUAAUGUAUUAUGUUAUCAUGUGCAGGCACCAGCAGCUGCAUGGGACUCACAUUACUUGCAAAUUAACACUUAAGGCACUGUAUACAACUAGAACCAAUUAACAAGACUUACCACAUGAAAGAUUAAAACUACUUGUGCCAGGUUUCAUUUGUUCUCACAGUUGCGCAAGCUUGAUUAUGCACAAUGUAUUCCCUGAGUAUGCUCUCUUUUGAACAUUGGUGUUCAUUUGUGUAUGCUGGGAGGAUAUGUUUUUAGUUUUCUCACAAUUUCAUAUAUGGUACCGCUAGCCAGCAGUUUUAAGAGGCACAGCUAUAUUGACAUAUAUAUAUAUAGAUCUGUGUUUUUAGGCAGGGAGCAGCUUAGUGCACAGACAGCUGUUGCCAUGAAAAUGAUGAAGGAAUAGAAAUAUGGCUUCAGAGAAUUGUCACAAAUUAAGAAACACAAGAGACAGCAGAGAUCUAGAUCCUGUAUGUUUGUCAGCCAGACUGAGUACUUUGUCUACAUAUCACAUUGAUUCAUGGACAGUCACCAUGGCUGAAAACCAAUGUCUACGUUUUGUCAUUAACAUAAUCCUUGCAUGAUGCUUCGAGUGUCUGGCCAACUACAUGGCUUAUGGUUAGACAUCUAGCAGUGACACUUAGUGCACCAGUAUAGCAUUAACUCCACAGCUGAACCUUUGCUUCUUUCAACAAAGAUGUAAAUCAUGCCUAAUGCCUAAUGUGUGCUUUACACUAUUUUGAUCGAAGUUUUGAAUGAAAUUUAUUCUGCUAACCUAAGCCAUAGGCUAAUAAUUAUUUGUAUUUAGUGCUGACAAAAACAAGUUUUUCUUUGAUAUUGAGAGGGGCCCUUAUUUCCAUGUUUUAAGUAUUUUAAUAUAUAACGCAAACAUGUUAUGUAUAUUAUUACAGUUAGAGAUCUUCCAUGGUGUCUCUUUUAUAAGUCUUGAAAAUAUGCACUUGAGCAGUAUUACAGAGACAGCUUAGUGAAACAUCAUUACCAACAUAACCCAUGGUAGCAGACAAGGAUUUCAGGUCAUUUUUUUUCAACAUAGAUAAUGCUAGUUGUCAGAUGCAUUUUGGUGAUGUGAAACAAGCCUUUCCUGUAAAGGAGUCAUAUUUCCUUUAUUUUCUGUUGACUCCUGCCUUAUGAUUUAAUGGCUGAUUUUUUUCUUUUACAGAACAGCUAGUAGAAUCCAGAUUUGAAAUAUUUACACAGUAAUUUAUUUUAUUUAAAGCAUCCAGAAAUUUUGUGUGUGCGACAUAUGUAUGUAUCAGAGGCAUUUUUUUUCUUUUUGUGAACAAACACAUGCAUCAAGUUUCUUUUUAAGUUUUGUGUAUCCAUCUCUUGACUGAAAUGCAGUUUGGUCACAAUUAUUAAUCUACUGGAAGCUGUCAACUAAAUUUUUUUUACCAUAUGAAUGGGUGAUUUUAUUAUCUGUGUGAGGUUAUUAUGUUGAGGAAGUGAUGUGCAUACAAAAAACACACUAAUACUUCUCUGUGCUGGGUUAGUUUUACUGUUAGAAAAUAUGUGUUUAUAUAUAUUUAAUAUACUUCAUUAUUCUCAGUCCUUUUAAUUAUAAGAUGAGCGAUUGCUUUUGUUUUUUGGGGUUUUUUUAAUGACACGUGUACAGGUAAAUAAAAAGUUGUACAGUUCAUACACAAAAACAAAACUUUUAAUAUGCUGUUUUCUUUUCAAGUUUUAUGCACAUUUGAAUUGUCUAAAAAUAAAGCAGUGGCUGUGUGGAACAGUUGU